Microtus oregoni (creeping vole) is the source of this 2001-nucleotide messenger RNA. It is a transcript of the gene Tra2b, whose product is annotated as transformer 2 beta homolog. Gene Ontology annotation, molecular function: RNA binding. The transcript is spliced from 9 exons. Gene Ontology annotation, biological process: positive regulation of mRNA splicing, via spliceosome. The coding region runs from base 165 to 1031 and encodes 288 amino acids. The record is from RefSeq and is a predicted model, not a curated record. Gene Ontology annotation, cellular component: spliceosomal complex. NCBI's taxonomy places the organism in Eukaryota, Metazoa, Chordata, Mammalia, Rodentia, Cricetidae.
ACGUCCGGCGGCGGGAGAGCGGCGCGGAGGAGGUGCGGAGCGCGUCGGCCUUGGGCGGCUCUCAGAGUGCGACGUCGCGAGAGGCUGCGGCGGGGCCUCCGUAGAGAAAGCAGGAGCCUGACAGCUUCCGUCCAGGCCAGCAGCGGUGACAGCCAUCCGGAGUCAUGAGCGACAGCGGCGAGCAGAACUACGGCGAACGGGAAUCCCGUUCUGCUUCCAGAAGUGGAAGUGCUCACGGAUCCGGGAAAUCUGCACGGCACACCCCUGCAAGGUCUCGCUCCAAGGAAGAUUCAAGACGUUCUAGGUCAAAGUCACGGUCCAGAUCUGAAUCUAGGUCUAGAUCCAGAAGAAGUUCUAGAAGGCAUUAUACAAGGUCACGAUCGCGAUCCCGCUCCCAUAGACGAUCUCGGAGCAGGUCUUACAGCCGAGAUUAUCGCAGGCGGCACAGCCACAGCCAUUCUCCCAUGUCCACUCGAAGGCGUCAUGUUGGGAAUCGGGCAAAUCCUGACCCCAACUGUUGUCUUGGGGUGUUCGGAUUGAGCUUGUACACCACAGAAAGAGACCUGAGAGAAGUGUUCUCUAAAUACGGCCCCAUUGCUGAUGUGUCUAUUGUGUAUGACCAGCAGUCUAGACGCUCAAGAGGAUUUGCCUUUGUAUAUUUUGAAAAUGUAGAUGAUGCCAAGGAAGCUAAAGAACGUGCCAAUGGAAUGGAGCUUGAUGGACGUCGAAUUAGGGUCGAUUUCUCUAUCACAAAAAGGCCCCAUACCCCAACACCAGGAAUUUACAUGGGGAGACCUACUUAUGGCAGCUCACGCCGCCGCGAUUAUUAUGACAGAGGAUAUGAUCGGGGUUAUGAUGACCGGGACUAUUACAGCAGGUCAUACAGAGGAGGUGGUGGAGGAGGCGGCGGAUGGAGAGCUGCUCAAGACAGGGAUCAAAUUUACAGAAGGCGGUCACCUUCUCCUUACUACAGCCGUGGAGGAUACAGGUCACGUUCCAGAUCGCGAUCAUACUCACCUCGUCGCUAUUAAAGCAUGAAGUUGAAGACUUUCUGAAACCUGCCAUAGAGCUGGGAUAUUGUUUGUGGACAAUAUUUUCUAUUGUCUCCUGUUUAAAAAGUGAACAGUGCCUAGUGAAGUUAGGUGACUUUUACACCUUUUAUGAUGACUACUUUUGGUGGAGUUGAAAUGCUGUUUUCAUUCUGCAUUUGUGUAGUUCGGUGCUUUGUUCAAAGUUAAGUGUUUUCAGAAAAGUAUGUUUUGCAUGUAUUUUUUUACAGUCCAAAUUUUGACUGCUGAGAAGUUUCUAUUGUACAAAACUUCAUUUAAAAGGUUUUUCUACUGAAUCCAGGGUAUUCUGAAGAUCGAAGCCUGUGUGUAAAAUGCUACCAAAUGGCAAAAAGCAACAAUAAACAAGUUUGAUUUUUACUUUUCUUUCUAAAUAUCAAUGCUUAACCAUUCUUAAGUUUCCAGUAAAAUAUUUUAAAAUAAAGAUACUCGUUUUCUUUCGGGAGUCCAUGAAACUUGCCAUAUUCAAUAUACUUGCAAUUAAGUGUUAAAAAUACGCUGUAACUCUGUGCUGCUAGUAUUAGAACAAAAAUCUUUCCAUACAGCAAAUGCUUAAUGCUUACAUUAAUGUGGAUUUGUCAGCCUUUAUGUAAUCUGUAUUAUAUAGAGCAGGGAAUAAGAGCUUCAGAUACAUGUCUUUAAAAGGCUGUUUGUUACAAAAGAGAUAGUGGUAUUUCAACUAAUUAUCAACAAGUGACGACAAUACAUUCCACCACAAAUGUACUUUUGUUCUUCUAGCUUAGAUAUAUGAAAAUACUGGGUGCUUCAAAGUUUGGAAUGAGAGAAGGGAUCACCACACCUGUGUCAUGGAUGAACUGAUGGAGACUGCCUGUUCAUUUUUUAAAUAUUAUUUUCAGGUCCUUUGCUUACCAGAGGAGGCCCAAUUCACUCAAAUGUUUUGAGAACUGUUUAAAUAAAGGCAAAGAGAAAAAUU